Erythranthe guttata (spotted monkey flower) is the source of this 596-nucleotide messenger RNA. The record is from RefSeq and is a predicted model, not a curated record. Lineage: Eukaryota; Viridiplantae; Streptophyta; Magnoliopsida; Lamiales; Phrymaceae.
AAGCACCACCUCAAGGUCAACCUCCUAGUUAUUCACGGCCAGCUCCCGGAUUCCAAAAUCCGCCUCAAGCUCCACCUCAAGGUGGAGACCUCGCAAAUAUCUUGGCCCAAUUUAUGACGUCUACCCAAGCAUCCAUCCGAAAUUUGGAAACACAGAUGGGUCAAUUUGCAACCCAACUAAACGCGAGGCCAGACGGUACAUUACCGUCAAAUACGGAAGAUCCUCAAAAGGGCAUCAACGAGCAAUGCAAAGCCGUAAGUUUGAGGAAUGGGAGACAAUUGGAAGAAGUGACGAUGAAAGCGACAAGCAAGGAUGGAGGAGAGCAACAAGAAAAAGAAGUUGAGACUCUGACAGAUCCACCAGGUGAGAAAAGGGUCGUUGCACCUAAGCCGACCCCACAGGUACCUUAUCCUCAACGCCAGAUAAAGGCAAAGAAUGAGUCGUACUACAAAAGUUUUCUUGAGCAAUUGAAUGAAUUACAUAUUAAGAUUCCUUUUACUCGAGCACUUGAACUAAUGCCUCAUUGGGUAAAAUUUUUGAAAGACAUUGUAUCGAAGAAACGGAAUUCUCGGUGAACAUGAGAUGAUAGCCUUAAC